AUGUCCGAACGGAUGAACUGGGACCAUCACGCCGACCAUGACCUCCUCACGGCCAUGAUGCAAGAGCUCCAACCUUCGCAGGAGCAACUGCGUGGUGUCAUGGGCCGAAUGCACGGCUUCGGAUACACCUGCACAGUCAAGGCGAUCACCCAGCAUCUGCAGAAGCUCCGUCGCAAGGAGGACAAGGCCGGCGGCGGCAGCAACGGCGAGGGCGGCGGCCCCUCCUCGGCUCCCGUCACGCCCAAGACCCCGGGCGGCCGCAAGAAGAAUGUCGGCGGCGUCAAGAAGGAGCCCGGCUCCGGCACCAAGCGCAAGCCCGUCGCGCUCAGCGACGACGAGGAGGACGUCAAGCCGGCCAGGGUCAAGAAGGUGAAGGAGGAGCCGGUUAAGGAGGAGUCUGAGGGCUCUGCUUACGUCUAGGCUCGCACCAGGGUGGCGCCGCCGCAACUCGCUCGAAGUUUGGGAAGGGGUCGAGUCGCUCUCUCUCUCGGUUGAGGCUUUGUCACUGCGUCUUUAUUUUGGAGCACUCGAGCUUGGUGGCAACCUGCGCUGCGCUGCAUUUCAUAAUUACCAUUUCGGGUUGGACGGUGGGAAGGGGUUUUCUGGCAACGUGGAGGGGCGUCUGGUAUGGGGAACUCGGCUUGGGAACGCGCUUUGCUCUUCGGAGGAGUCAAAC
This is a messenger RNA of Chaetomium fimeti, 676 nucleotides long. RefSeq lists its product as uncharacterized. The transcript is spliced from 3 exons. NCBI's taxonomy places the organism in Eukaryota, Fungi, Ascomycota, Sordariomycetes, Sordariales, Chaetomiaceae. The record is from RefSeq and is a predicted model, not a curated record. The coding region runs from base 1 to 420 and encodes 139 amino acids.